UUUGUCUUACCUUCCAAACACGUCAACCUAUAAACCAGAUCCAUAAAACACCUCUAUCCUAACAAUAAGGCACCCACUACUUUUAUUAAUUUUCAUCUUCUUUUUCUCUUUAUAUUCCAAAUUUUAACUCCGCUCAUUACAUAAAACCACCUAAGCAAUUUCAUUAUUUCCACAAAAAUGUCCAAAACUUUAGUAGACGAGUGUCGUGGCGUACUUCAUGUUUAUAGCGACGGUUCCAUCGUUCGCAGUGCAAACCCAGCUUUUAACGUCCCAGUUCACGACGACGGCACCGUUUUAUGGAAAGAUGUCGUUUUUGACUCAGCUAACAAUCUUAAGCUCCGGCUCUAUAAGCCAGCUAAUUCAACAAAAGGCUCUAACCUUCCAGUUUUUUACUACAUCCAUGGUGGUGGCUUCUGCAUCGGCUCACGCACAUGGCCAAACUGUCAAAACUAUUGCUUCAAGCUCGCUUCUCAGCUUCAAGCCGUUGUGGUUUCCCCUGAUUAUAGACUUGCCCCGGAGAAUCGGCUCCCGUGUGCGUUUGAAGAUGGCUUCACGGCUGUUAAGUGGCUCCAACAACAAGCCGUGAGUAGUAAACGGGACUCUUGGUUGAACGACGUGGCUGAUUUUAGCCGGGUUUUUAUCUCUGGUGACUCGGCCGGUGGUACGAUGGCUCACAAUUUGGCGGUUCGGCUUGGAUUUGGUUCGACCGAGUUGGAACCGGUUCGGGUUAGGGGUUAUGUUCUGCUGGCACCUUUUUUUGGUGGAACGGUUCGAACGAAGUCGGAAGCUGAAGGACCUAAAGAUGCUUUUCUGAACUUAGAACUUAUUGACAGGUUUUGGAGGCUUUCAGUACCGAUUGGAGAGAACACGGAUCAUCCACUUGUGAAUCCAUUUGGACCAGUUAGUAAGAGGUUUGAGGAGAUUGAUCUUGACCCAAUUCUGAUAGUUGUUGGAGAUAACGAUUUGCUUAAAGAUAGAGCAGAGGAGUAUGCAAAUAGGCUUAAGGAUUUGGGUAAAAAUAUAGAGUAUGUUGAAUUUGAAGGACAACAACAUGGGUUUUUUACUUUUGAUCCGAAUUCUGAACCGUCUAAAGAGUUGAUGUUGGUCAUCAAAGGAUUCAUAGACAAGUAUUAGGGGAAUGUUUGAGAGCUUCAAACAUCACUACAACAUGCAAAUUUUCUUUACUGUAUUACUUUUCAAGAUAUCUUAAAUCCAGUAUCAAAAUCUGUGUUAAUUGUAGUAAUUUGCAACAUAACACACGAAGUAUAUUAUUGAUAACUCCACCUGUGCGGGGCCCGUAAGAGUUGCAAAUAGUUGAUUUGUAAUGAGUUUUAUGAAAAGUGUGUUCUCCUA
This is a messenger RNA of Lathyrus oleraceus (garden pea), 1353 nucleotides long. Its product is annotated as probable carboxylesterase 15. Gene Ontology annotation, molecular function: hydrolase activity. The coding region runs from base 178 to 1134 and encodes 318 amino acids. The transcript has a single exon. NCBI's taxonomy places the organism in Eukaryota, Viridiplantae, Streptophyta, Magnoliopsida, Fabales, Fabaceae. The record is from RefSeq and is a predicted model, not a curated record.